AUGGAGGAGGCAAUCACGCGGAUCAACGAGCUCCGACCCAGGUAUGUGUUCCUGACAGCGAAAAGCGGCGCUGGAAAGACGUACUUCUCAAAUCGCUUGAAAGGGUAUACAGUGGUGGAGUUGGAUGAAGUGGUGAAGAGCACCGGGGAAGCUUUUGGGCUUGACGAGGCGGCAGCGAUCAAGAUGUACAAGAAUGCUUUACCUGCCCCUGUCAUGGACGCAUUUGUGAUAAAUAUUCACUCCAUCUUCCGACAGCACCCUAAGGCUCGUAUUGUGAUCGAAGGAGCGAUUGCAGAAGCAGCACUGGUUAAGAGGAUCUUCUCGGGUUCAUACGCUGCGUUCAUGUUUGUGUAUUUAUACCCGGUCGACGUGAAUGCGUACGCGUUGCGGAUGAUGAAGCGCUUCAAGUACGAGAAAGAGAACGAUAUUCGCAGCCUGUCAAUUUGGCCAAAGGUGACGUCACAGCUUGAAGAGGCUGCGUACGAGUCGGACGAACUGAUGCUGUUUAUGCUACGAAUGGCUCGGGAAUCGAUGACUAAGUCAGCGCUCCGCUACGAGUACUUUGAGAAAAACGGUCUAGUCAUGGUUCGGGUAGACGUAUAA
Messenger RNA from Phytophthora nicotianae INRA-310, 603 nucleotides. RefSeq lists its product as hypothetical. NCBI's taxonomy places the organism in Eukaryota, Oomycota, Peronosporomycetes, Peronosporales, Peronosporaceae. The transcript has a single exon. The record is from RefSeq and is a predicted model, not a curated record. Bases 1 to 603 code for a protein of 200 amino acids.